This is a messenger RNA of Jatropha curcas, 1491 nucleotides long. Lineage: Eukaryota; Viridiplantae; Streptophyta; Magnoliopsida; Malpighiales; Euphorbiaceae. The record is from RefSeq and is a predicted model, not a curated record.
UAUACAAGAUGUCUAUUCUCAUUGGCACUACAUAUAGGAGGGACAGGAUAGAAGUGUCUUGGCCAGCAAAUCGAAGAUGACAAUUCAAAGCUAUUUUUUGCUUAGCCUCCUCCUUGUUCUUGGCCUAAUUACUGGCAAUGCUGUGGCUGAGGACUCCAACUACGCCACCGUUUCACUUAAUCGCAGCAGUUUUCCGGCAGGUUUUCUUUUCGGGACAGCAUCAGCAUCUUACCAGUAUGAAGGUGCAGCAAAAGAAGCGGGUAGAGGACCAAGUAUUUGGGACACUUACUCUCAUAGAUAUCCAGGUAAAAUAACUGAUGGAAGCAAUGGAGAUGUGGCAGUUGACCAAUAUCAUCGGUACAAGGAAGAUGUUGGGAUUAUGAAAGAGAUGGGCUUAGAUGCUUACAGAUUUUCUAUUUCAUGGUCUAGAAUUUUACCAAAGGGGAAGCUAAGUGGAGGCGUGAAUACUGAAGGGAUCAAAUACUACAACAACCUCAUCAACGAGCUUUUAUCCAAAGGCAUUCAACCCUUUGUUACCAUCUUCCACUGGGAUCUUCCACAAGCCCUGGAAGAUGAAUAUGGCGGUUUUCUUAGCUCCAAGAUUGUGAAUGAUUUUGAAGAGUAUGCGGAUAUAUGCUUCAAAUAUUUUGGAGAUAGAGUGAAGCAUUGGAUCACAUUGAACGAACCAUGGACUUUUUCCGACGGUGGAUAUGCAUUGGGAUCCUUAGCACCAUUUAGAUGUUCAGAUUGGCAGAAAUUGAAUUGUCUGGGUGGGGAUUCAGCAACUGAGCCGUAUAUUGUGGCACAUAACCUGCUUCUUGCUCAUGCUGCCGCUGUCAAACUGUACAAGACAAAGUACCAGGCAACUCAGAAGGGCGUGAUUGGAAUUACAUUAGUGUCACACUGGUUUGUGCCUUUUUCAGGAGCCAAGCAUCACCAAAAUGCUGCAAAACGAGCCCUCGAUUUCAUGUUUGGUUGGUUUAUGGACCCAGUAACAUAUGGUGACUAUCCACACACACUAAGGUCUCUUGUCGGGAACCGAUUACCCAAAUUUACAGAAAAGCAAUCCGAAAUGCUAAAGGGGUCGAUCGAUUUUCUUGGGUUGAACUAUUAUACUGCUAAUUAUGCAGCCUAUGUUCCUUUUUCUAAUGCUAUUAAUGCUAGCUAUAGCGGGUCGAUCCUGAGCAGUCGUGGGGAUUUCCAAUCUGUCCUAAGAGAUGGUGUGAAUGUGAAGGGAUAUUUUGCAUGGUCAUUACUGGAUAAUUUCGAAUGGAAUUCAGGUUAUACUGUGCGAUUUGGCAUCAACUACGUAGAUUAUAAAAAUGGGUUGAAAAGAUAUCCCAAACUUUCUGCUCGCUGGUUCAAGAAGUUCCUCAGGAAAUAGACUAUCUAUCUUCUAUCAUCGUCAAUUCACCUCAUUAUGUCAUUACCUACAAUGUUUUAUGUAUUGUCUUUCACUAAUAAAGUAUAAUUAUGCCAAUCAGGUUCAAA